CACAAUGCACAAAGAGUAUGGUAGCAUAAGAACUAUGCUCUCAAAUUAGGAUUCACAGAACAAGUUUAAUUGUUAAGUCAGAUAUAUAGAGAGCAGAGAUCAUUACUUUGAGUGAACAAUGAAGAUGAUUGCCACUCUUUUAUUUCCUUUGUUGAUUUGUUUGGCAUUGGAUUUCAGAGGGUACGCCUACCAAUACCGACCAUGGCAUAAUCAUCAAAAAACAAGGAUCCAUGAAGUCAACAGCGACAGUCAAAGAAACAAUAUCAAUGUUAGAGGUCACGCGAGUAUUGGCAAACGCAUUCUUCGCGCGGAAGGUAUUGACAGUGACAGACUACACAAAGGGUACCAUGGACCAUGGUAUAAUAUAGGAAAAACAAGGAUCCAUCAUAGCAAGGUCGACAGUCAAGGAAAUCAAGUCAAAUUUGAAGGUCACACGGACAAUAACAAUGGGAUCAUUAGCAAACGCAGUAUUCGAGAAGAUCCCUGAAGUACGUUCAGUUAGCUACUCGUAAGAUUUUGUCAUGGGCAACAAACAUUUAUUGACAUAUUUGAAUAGAAAUUACAAACUUGCAAUGUUUAUUUAAUUAGUUUCUUUUUGCACUCUAUGACAAGUUCAUUAAAAAUGGUAAACUUUGAUGUAAAGUAAAACUCUUAUUGCAAUGAAUAUAUCAUUUGUGAAAAUGCAAA
Xenia sp. Carnegie-2017 is the source of this 687-nucleotide messenger RNA. RefSeq lists its product as uncharacterized. NCBI's taxonomy places the organism in Eukaryota, Metazoa, Cnidaria, Anthozoa, Malacalcyonacea, Xeniidae. Bases 119 to 487 code for a protein of 122 amino acids. The record is from RefSeq and is a predicted model, not a curated record. The transcript has 5 exons.